GAUAAAUCGUAACUACAAUAAAGGAAAACUUGAAAAGUAACUCAAAUCAAACAACUAUCAAGCGAAGUACUCCGGCAGUGUACUGUUCUUAUUUUAAUUUGAUAUCACUAAGACAAGACAAAUCAAAACGGACCGACCAGAAACCUUCGCGAAAAUGUCAGAGAAUCUCGAGGAAAACGAUGAAGGACAUAGCGGCUCAAAAUACCCGAGUUUGUUCGCAAAAAUAACAAGAACCAAACCAGACCUUGCACGUCUAUCAGAGGGUUCUUUAAGAAGAUCUUUAUUAACUAUGGACUUGACACUCUUGGGAGCAGGCACAGCAAUUGGCAUUGGUGUAUACAUCAUAAUUCCAAAGCUUUCAAAUGAUAUGGCAGCGCCUACUGUCAUUUUAUCCGUUAUUCUGACUUCUUUAUCCUUUAUAUUAUCUGGGAUAUGCUACGCCGAGUUCAGCUCAAGGAUUCCAAAGAGUGGGUCAGCCUACGUCUAUUGUUAUGCAGUGCUAGGGGAGAUUUGGGCUUUCAUCGUGGGGUGGACAAUGAUUCUAGAAUAUAUGAUCGUAACAGCAGUGUUAGCAAGAACAUGCAGCGAGUACAUUGAUUACUUACUGGGAGGAAGGAUAUACGAUUUUUUCAAAGACGAAGUAGUCACUUGGAAUUAUCCUUUUCUAGCUCCAUUUCCAGAUUUUCUUGCAUUCAUUCUACCAGUAGCCGUGACUUGGGUUAUUGCUAUGGGAAUGCGACGGGCCAUGUUCUUUCACCACACCAUGCUAGCCUUCAGUUCUGUAGCACUGAUUCUACUUUUUAUCAUCAGUCUUUUCGUUGCAAAACCAGAUAACUGGACACAUAAUAAUGUUCUGCCAUAUGGUGUCCAAGACAUUUUGAAAGCCGCUGCUAGGAGCUAUUUCAUCUUUAUUAGCCUGGACGCCAUAUCUUCUGCAAGCCGAGAGACCACAAUACCAAGUUCAUCGGUGCCUCUGGCUGUAAUCUUAACUGUUACUUUAGUAACAAUAAUAUAUUGUGGAACCACUGUUAUCUUCACCUUGACAAUACCCUUCGAUGAAAAGAGCGGUUUUGCACCCUUCGCUAAGAUCUUUCGCGUUAUUCCAGGAGCUGACUAUGCCGUUACUAUUGGAGCAAUUUCAGCGACUUCAAAUGGUUUGAUCUCGUGUUCACUAGCUGCACCCCGUGUAUUGUUUACCAUGGUUACUGAUGGGCUUCUGCUUGGCUUUGAUUGCGUUGAUGAGCCAUUCAGUGCUUUGACGACAGUUUCGUUCGUCCACGGUUUGUUUAGUGGAUGCUUGGCAACUUUGUUCUCCACAGAACAUUUGAUUGAGCUUCUCUCAGUUGGUACGCUCUUGGCUUACACCAUGGUUGCUAUUUCGGUCUUGUUAACACGUUACCAGCCUGGUGUGGAAUGUCAUGUGUACGGGAAAGCAGCCAAGCUUGAACGAACAAACCAGUGGCUAGAGUCAAUCACAUCGGAACCACGAUAUCCACCUCCAAUCUCUGAUCAAUCCGAACUUGAGAAACGUGACACCGUUAAAGGUAACACAAGCGGAAAGCCCAGCGAAAUAUCACAUGAUAACGCCACCUUGGCUAUAUUUUUAUUGGUUCUCAGUAUUUCGUUUCUUGUCACUAUCAUCCUGACCGUACUUAAUGGCAUCCUUAAGGAGGACAGUUGGGCAUUCCUUGCUGCUGUCAUGAGUGGCAUUUUUAUAUUUGUGGCUCUUAUAUUUCUAACACGACAGCCUAAGAACAAUGCAAAGUUUCCUAUCACGGUGCCGUGUUCUCCCUUGCUUUCACUCAUCACCAUCUUUGUUAAUGUCCUUCUCAUCUCUGAAUUGGAUUAUUUGUCUUUUGUACGAUUUGGCGCAUGGCUAAUUCCAGGACUGAUUAUCUACAUUUUAUAUGGAUACAGACGAAGCAAAGAGGCGCUUAAACCAAAGGAAUCAACCGAGGGUGAUUUUAUUUUGUACGAAAAUCCUAACGUAGAUGCAAGCUUUAAACACAUUCAACCAAAAAGAAAACGUGACGAGCAACAAAGCGGGAACUGAAGAAUUCGUGGGAAACGUAAGGGGCAUAGGGGCGCCGCGGGCAGGGCUCGUGCGGGGCCGGACGUCCACUGGUAGCUGACUUAAACCGAAUCUGAUAAACUUCAACAUGCUUGGGUUAAAAUGUGGCGAGCUUUAUACCGAGCUAAAAUAACUGUGGGUCGACUGAGCCCGAAAUCCUCCAUUCGAGAGGUCCAUCCCUUGAGCUACACGGUAACAAUAGGGCACAGGCAGCGUUGGAAGAAUUCCAGGCCCUCUCGACCAAUCACAUGAAACACAAUUACCAAUCGUGAACUGGUCACUUGUAUUUUAUCCCACUUGGAGUCUUUAAAACAGACUUUUCUUUGACCGUUGUAGUUACUUGGAGUUUGCUUUUACGACGCUUUCGAUACUACCAUGAAAUGGGUUCGUUACAUUGCCUUGCCUCAAGUCAAAUUAAGGCCAAAAUUGAGUAAACUUCACAAAUGGCAACAUUCACAUAAAUAUCUCCAAAUAUCGUAGCUUUUUAUAUUUUUCAAAGAAUUACCUUCCUAUAUAGACCGGACCCACUGAAAAACCAGCACAAUCUAGGAUCUCUUUACUCUUUUCACUGUCUUGAGUUUUACCACCCAUAUUAUAAAAGUUUGUCGAUUACUUUAACCACUCGACUUUUUAAUUGUACUCUUCCAAGUGCUUUAUAUUGUUAAUUUGAGUUGAUUGAAUUCACUAAAAAUAUUAUUUUGUGGCAGUAUAGUUGUUGGCUCUCGUUGGUUGCUUGUUGUUGUCGUUAGAUUUAUUUUCUGGUUCGAUAUUUGUCUUUCGUGUACGGUUUUUAUCCCUUGAUAUCCCAUGCCUCGCUAGAGCAAAAUAUCUCAGUAAUAGUAGAGGCGUUUUUAUUAUGAACUAUUUGGUAAGACUUUUAAUUCAUAAACGUAAAUUUUAUCGAACUCAGAAAUUUUUUUAGCAAAUUUUAAAAGAGCGUUUUUUGUUGAGGAAAAAUUGUAACCAAAAAUAAUAA
Molecule: messenger RNA, 3047 nt
Organism: Stylophora pistillata
Lineage: Eukaryota; Metazoa; Cnidaria; Anthozoa; Scleractinia; Pocilloporidae
Product: cationic amino acid transporter 4
Biological process (GO): transmembrane transport; amino acid transport
Cellular component (GO): plasma membrane
Molecular function (GO): amino acid transmembrane transporter activity
Source: RefSeq, a predicted model, not a curated record